Messenger RNA from Harmonia axyridis, 1270 nucleotides. RefSeq names its product Fanconi anemia group D2 protein-like. The record is from RefSeq and is a predicted model, not a curated record. Gene Ontology annotation, biological process: double-strand break repair involved in meiotic recombination; mitotic intra-S DNA damage checkpoint signaling; interstrand cross-link repair. Gene Ontology annotation, molecular function: DNA polymerase binding. Lineage: Eukaryota; Metazoa; Arthropoda; Insecta; Coleoptera; Coccinellidae. Gene Ontology annotation, cellular component: nucleus; condensed chromosome. The transcript has a single exon. The coding region runs from base 389 to 1051 and encodes 220 amino acids.
AUGGCGCUCCAGUCCAUUUUUUCCAUAAAUUCUCUAAACUUGCUUACUUUAAUCAUUGUAUGGGGAAAGAAAAAGGUCUGUUAGUGCUGGACUCAUUUCAAAUGGCACACCCUGUAUUUUACUUUUAGGCAACCAUGCGAAUUGAUGAAAAAAAUCCACUUGUGUUUGGAUGUGGAUCAAGACGAAAAGAAUACCCGGAAAAAAUUGAUUACCACCUUCUCUCGUUACCUUGAGGACAGUAGACUUCUGUCGCAUAGCGUGCUGAUCUAUCAGAUAAUCGAUAAAAUAGUGGAAUACCAACCGAUGAGAGGUUCUAAAGAACUGAAAUUGGAGUUGUGUGAAAAAGAAGUGGAGCAGUUCCAAAUUUCUGCUUUAUUCGGAGAAGCAGAUGAAUCAGGAUACGAAGUUGGUUUUGGAGAAAUACUUCCAGGAGAAGAAAGUGAAAGAAUUGCAUGAAUUGAUGACUAAUGUGGUUGAUGAAUAUGCAGGUUUAUCCGAUAGGAACUAUCAUUUACCUUGUUUGCUUAUGGUAAACCACUCCAAUUUUCACAUAAUGUUUGUUAGUGUAUGUAUUGCUCUCCAACAAAAUGUGGAAAAAGAAGUGAAACAACAAGGUGCUAGUGAAAUGGAACACCUAAGAUUGUGGAAAGACACAACGAGCAUAAUGUUCAUUCUGAUGAACAUCUCUAGGAACGAACUAACCAAACACAACACUCUGCUGUGCGCCUUCCUCAAGACUUCAAUACCAAUACUGAGAAUCUUCAUAGCUCAAGCUCUACCCAUCUUCCAUUUGAUAUUUAACAGCAAAACUGAAGCAGUUGUGGAGGUUUUGAAGACCAUGCAGUAUAGCACCAGGUUCCUCCAUCAUCUCUGUUGUCAAUCGAAGAUGUUAAAGAAUCUAUCGGUUGUCUCUCACAUUCCUAGUUUUCGACUGGUGUUGGAACAGUUGAUUUACAAGGUUAAGGCCAUUUUGGUUUCUCAUAAUCGUAACGAUGCUUUCUUCUUGGGUAAUUUGAAGAAUAAAGAUAUUCAUGGUAAUAACCCAAACUAGUGAGCAGAUGGAGGAAGAUAUCACACAAGAAAAUGAGGGAGAAGAUGAGGAAGCGUUGCCAUCUGAAGAUGAGAGCGAUGAAAAAGUUGAUGAUGAUGAUAGAUCGGAAAGUUUAACAUUUUAGUUAGAAACCUCUGUUACUUUAGAUAUUUUGCUAUAUUUUCAUAUUGAAAAGCAGUUUAAGUUUGUUAUUUUACUAAAUAAAUUUUUGAAAACGUU